ACACCAGAAGAAGAGGAGUGAGCGGUAACGUAUUUCUACAACACGAGGAGAGUUUUUUGCGUUUACGAAUCAUUAAAAAUUCACUGGUGGAUUUGCUAAACAUGUCCUCUGACUAUCAAAGAAAGUGGAGACGUCGAAGGGCAAGAGUUGAUGCCUUAGCGGAAAAGGACAGCAGCUCAGAAUCCGAGGGGACAGUGGAGCCUGCCUUGGUGGGGGAGGAGAACCCCGUCAUGGAGGACCCAACACUUGACGAAUUACAUGCUGUGGCGGGCUGUAGUUCUUCCAUUGUCACAGCCGCAGAGAACAUGAGCAGUGUUGAUGAAGAAUACCAUUAUGACAUCAGUUCUUCAGAUACGGAGUGUGAACAGUUGGAUGAGACUUCACAGCCCAUUGUUGAAACACCAUCUCUUCACAAUGACUUGGCUAGUUGGGCUACUGCAACAAAUCAGACACACAAGGCAAUAAAUGAUCUUCUUCAUGUGCUCAGAUGUCAUGGCCAUACCCUUCCCAAAGUUGCUAGAACCCUUCUAGAUACUCCACAAGGAGUGCCAAUUGAAAAUAAAUGCAAUAGGCAAUACAUUUACUAUGGCAUUAAACGUUACCUUCUUGAACAUUUAGCGAAAGAGACACUACCAGGACAAGUUGCACUUUCCUUUAAUGUAGAUGGCGUUCCAUUAUUUAAAAGUAGUAAAAUGUGCUUUUGGCCCAUUCCUGGCCAAAUUCAAAACAGACAGCCAUUCAUUGUAGCACUGUAUUAUGGAUCCAGCAAGCUUAGCUCUGUUGAAGACUUCUUACACGAUUUCUUGGAGGAGUUGCAACAACUUAUCCAAAAUGGUGUUUCCUGCCAGAAUUUGAUUCACACAGUUACACUGAAGGCCAUCAUCUGUGAUGCACAAGCCAGGUCAUUUCUCAAAUGUAUUAAAAGUCACAAUAGUCUGCAUGGAUGUGAGCGAUGUGUUGCAGUAGCACAAAAGAUCGAGGGAAGGGUAGUUUACUUGACAAAGGGGCCUUCUGAAGAAAGAAGAGAUGAUGUGUUCAGCCAUGCUGGAUACCCUGACCAUCAAAAACAGAUAUCACCUCUUACUAAAGCUGGUAUUUUGUGUGUUAAGCAGUUCCCCCUAGACUACAUGCAUCUGUUAUGUCUUGGAGCCAUGAAAAGGAUGCUGAUCUACUUGUGGCGUGGGCCAGUCACAUGCAGAUUGAGUAAGGCUCAGAGAGAGCAAGUAGAAAGGAACAUAAGUCAACUGAAGGGAGCUUUGCCUGCAGAGUUUACAAGGCAGCCAAGAAGUAUGGAAGAAUUAGACAGGUGGAAAGCUACAGAGCUUCGUCAGUUCAUGCUCUACACAGGACCAGUAGUCUUAAAGGAUGUGCUUCCUGAAGACCAGUAUCAUCACUUUCUUUGUCUUAGUGUUGGUAUGAACAUUCUUUUGGAGGAAGCGGAUGGGAAGAGAGAGUCCUAUCUAGGUUACGCACACAACAUUCUGGAGCACUUUGUGGAUAACUCUGUGGGUUUUUAUGGGCCCACCUUUCCAACAUAUAACAUUCAUUCCAUCAAACACUUGUCAGAUGAUGCUACAAACUUCUGCAGCUCUUUGAACCAUAUUUCAUGUUUUCCAUUCGAGAACCACUUACAGGUCAUCAAAAAAACUGGUGAGAAGUGGCAAACAACCUCUAGUGCAAGUCACGAAAAGACUUGCUGAAAGACAGUGUACUGAAACACAUGCCACAAGUCAAUCUGAAAGGCCAACCAAGAUAACAGCAAAGAUGCCUGACAACUGUGUACUCUUGAUGGACAAUGCAGUGGGAUUUAUUCGAGAGAAAAGAAAUAAUGGAACACUAAGCAUAGAUGUCUUCAGGGAAACUGACUGUGACAGUGUCUUUGAAAAGCCAUGCAACUCAAAGCUCUUAAACAUCAUGUUUGUUAGCAGUGACUCGACAAUGGCAAAGCGAAUGUUGGUAAACAAAGGAAGUGUCUACAAAAAGGCUGUGUGUCUCGUACAAACAGGGUUACGCUAUAUUCCCUCAGCUGCACAAACCAGAAUGACUUGAUUUGGUAAUGGACAAUAGGGGAGAAGCAAAAAGGACCAGAAAGAGGAAAGUCUUCCGUGACUUUGUUAACGACUUGGACCUUGAAAAUAACAGUGAAAUGACUGAUAUUGACAUUACACAGCUCAGUCAGAGUCCUCUGCCAUACAAAAAACGUAAG
Labeo rohita (rohu) is the source of this 2206-nucleotide messenger RNA. RefSeq lists its product as uncharacterized. The record is from RefSeq and is a predicted model, not a curated record. Bases 102 to 1700 code for a protein of 532 amino acids. The transcript is spliced from 4 exons. NCBI's taxonomy places the organism in Eukaryota, Metazoa, Chordata, Actinopteri, Cypriniformes, Cyprinidae.